GUAUGUAUGCUCAGAUUAUAACGUUUUACACUGAGGAACUGCAGCCAGUUAACAUUGUAUUAGCGUGCUGUUUCUCUUACUAAUUAUCUGUGCAGACAUUCUGUAAAAUGUGAACACAAUUAGCUUAAUGUACAAAUAGAUAACUUUAUUGAAUAGUUGUAGUUGUGUUAGUGAGCAGUGUUAAAGUGAGCCAUGUGUGUAACGCUGUGGCGUCUCUGACAGGAGCCGGAGUAAAACUGGAGAUUAAUUUUAUGAUUAAUAAAGAACAAUGUCUGUAAAAGACUGCACUUCGACCAGGGACACCAGUAAUACAGGUGCCCCGGUAAAGAGAAAGCGGCGCUCGUCUACAGACCGGAGCCUCGCCGUCUCACGCAGUGGUGAGGUCAAUGCCAUGCUGGACGUGUUCAGAGUGGAAAUAAACAAGUCGUUUGUGGCCAAGAGGAAAUGUUUAGAGUCGUUCACCAGCUCGUCUCUAAAAACCAGCCAGCAGAAGAUUGAGGCGCUGUGGAGGUCUCAGCAGGGAGAACGAGCUCAGGUGUGUGAGGAUUAUGGUGCUCAGUUCCAGGCUGUGUUCCAGCAGUGGGAGAGUGAUGUGCAGAGGAACAAAGAUCAGGAAAAGAAACUCACGUCUCUGUUCCAGCGUCAGCAGGUGAUGUUUCAGCAGAUGAGAGCUUCACAAAUGGAGAGACUGAAGAUGCUCAAAGAGACUGUGGAUCAAUACAUCAAGAGCACGCAGGAACUCCAGGACGCUCACGAGAAGCAGAGCAUUGCAGCCAUGAGUGAAUUACGCCAGGAGGUGGCGCUGUUGCAGAAGAAAAUUUUUAUGAAUACACAGCAGGAGGAGAUGGCGUCUGUCAGAAACGCUCUGCACGCCAUGCUCAUGUAGGAAGUGACGCAGAUGUUUAAAGGCCAAGAUGAGUUCUAAUGCGACUGGAUGAGUGGGUGUGGGUGUGUGUGUGUGUCUUUAUUCUUAAAUCCUUCUCAUAUCUUUACUAAGGUUCACUUAAUAUAAAAAUAAAACAUUCCAAUGACUUUACUGAGAGAUUCAGAAUAAACUGUGUUUAACUCGUUA
Molecule: messenger RNA, 1072 nt
Organism: Clarias gariepinus (North African catfish)
Lineage: Eukaryota; Metazoa; Chordata; Actinopteri; Siluriformes; Clariidae
Product: synaptonemal complex protein 3-like
Exons: 8
Coding region: 269-886 (205 amino acids)
Biological process (GO): spermatid development; meiotic cell cycle
Cellular component (GO): synaptonemal complex
Source: RefSeq, a predicted model, not a curated record